Molecule: messenger RNA, 480 nt
Organism: Cyphomyrmex costatus
Lineage: Eukaryota; Metazoa; Arthropoda; Insecta; Hymenoptera; Formicidae
Product: coiled-coil domain-containing protein 12
Exons: 3
Coding region: 37-480 (147 amino acids)
Cellular component (GO): post-mRNA release spliceosomal complex; U2-type spliceosomal complex
Source: RefSeq, a predicted model, not a curated record
GGCAACUGUAAACUGUAAUUUUAUGUGUGUUUAAAAAUGACAGAGGAGAAAAUUGGCUCGUUAGAGGAGGAGGCUUUAAAGAGAAAAGAACGGCUCCAGGCGCUCAAGAGAAAGAAUGAAGAGGGCAAAGAAAGUGCUAAUGACACGAUUGAAAACUUGCCGAAACCAAAAUUUCGAAGUUACAAACCGCAGGAUGAAAACUUGAAGAAUAAUAUGAUCGAGGAUGCAAAGCCCGGCGAUGUGGAAUCUGUAGUUCAAGAACAGCUGGACGCUGCAAAUAGUAAAGUGGUUAUCGAGGAACUGGAUAUUAGUAAUUUAGCACCGAGAAAACCUGAUUGGGAUUUAAAACGAGAUAUAGCCAAAAAAUUAGAAAUGUUAGAAAGGAGAACGCAAAAAGCGAUAGCAGAAGAAGUAAGGACUCGUCUCAAACGAGGCCAACAGGAUCUAGCAGCUUAUGUAAAUAAUCAUGAAGAAUCAUAG